AUGAAUCAGGAUAAUUUCCCAUUGAAAUUCCGCCGAGCAUCCAGCAAACUUCACAAGGACCCCCCUAGCUUCGGUUCGCGCAUUCUUCGGAGUCACCAAAGCACCACAUCAUUGAAACGCACCCCCUCCGCUCCUGUUUAUCCCCGUUCUUCUCCUAGUAGCAGUCGCGAGCAUAAUCGAUCGCGAUCCAACGCACAAUUUCCAGGUUCUUCGUCGUCUUCGCUGGAACAGACCAGUGGCGGUCCAUCGCCUUCCAACGACGAAUCAAGCGGCUUUUUCUCCAACUUCUCCUCCCGAUCUCGGACCCGAAGUUCCAACCGCUUCUCCUACAACGAGCAGAGUUCGGAUGAACUGAAUGCCCCUUACGAAACCCGGGGCAUGCUCAGUGCGUUGGAUGAGAACACUGCCGAGACCGAUCCUCACUCCCACCAAAGACCCGAGCUCCGCUCUCAUCAUACCAGCCCCGACAACCGCGGACGCCACUCACUCCGCCAGUCCGCCAGCUUCACCACCUUAACGCAGCGGAUGGAUCCCUUCGCGCAUCGUGAGACCGAAAUGCCUCCAAAUGGCACAAAACGGCAUUCCGAUGAUGGCAAUAACCCGAACCCACACCGUACGAGACAGAGCAAGAAGGCCAGCUUCUCCAGAUUCGUGGACAGUGUGCUCGGAACACCCGGUCGCAAUAUGAAAAUUUCAGCCCCCGAGAAUCCGGUUCAUGUUACUCACGUCGGCUACGACAACCAGACCGGUCAAUUCACCGGCCUGCCGAAAGAAUGGCAGCGACUACUACAGGAAAACGGUAUUUCGAAGAAGGAGCAGGAAGAGCACCCACAGACCAUGGUGGAUAUCAUGCGGUUUUACGAGAAGAACACGCGCGGUGAUAGUGACGAUGAAGUCUGGCACAAGUUCGACAAUGCGCAAAUCACAGGGCAGGCCACAAGCCCCAAAGAACAGACAUCGCCACCGGGCAGCCCACGAUUCCCGCAACAUCACGAGGCUAGCUUUGAGAAUCCGCGGUCGCCUCCGCCAGUCCCCCGUGGUCCCCCAGCAGGGACCCCGGUCAUGUCUCCUCCGCUGGGCGGUAUGGUCCCUCACCGUGCGCCCCCAAAGCCGCCGACCGGCAUGAUACCCUCCCGCCCUCCUCCCCAACCCCCGGUCGCGAACGCGUAUGGAGCUCCGCAACGAUCUCCACAGGACACUUACGGCCCUACAUUCGGCACUCCAACGAUUCCGGAAUCCGAGCCAUUGCCAGUAUCUCCCCACCGCAGUCCUUCCGGCUCUCGGAAUGGCACUCCACCCAGCGCCGAUGUUAUCGCGUCUCCAACACAGUACCAACGGCAGCAGGAGCAAGUCAUGGCUGCGGCUCAGCAGGCUUUGGAUCGGAAUCGUACCCAACGCCAGCAAGCACAGCAGCCUCCAGCCCUUUCCACUGCAACAACUGCUCCAGCACCCGAUCUCUCCUCCGGAGUGUCGCCUACCGCGCGAGCUCCACCUGCUGCCAGGCCUAGACAACGCCAGCAACGGCAAAGCGAAGCUUUCGACAUUCGGGCGCGCUUGAUGCAGAUUUGUAACCCCGGUGACCCUACGAAAAUAUACUACAAUCUCAACAAGAUUGGCCAAGGAGCUUCUGGUGGUGUGUUCACUGCAUAUGAGCACCCCAACAACAACUGUGUCGCCAUUAAGCAGAUGAAUCUGGACUUGCAGCCUAAGAAGGAUCUGAUUAUCAACGAGAUCUUGGUCAUGAAGGAUAGCAAGCACAAGAAUAUCGUCAACUUUUUGGAGAGCUUCUUGCAUGGACUGGAUCUUUGGGUUGUGAUGGAAUACAUGGAAGGCGGUAGUUUGACAGACGUGGUUACUUUCAACAUCAUGAGUGAGGGACAGAUCGCGGCUGUCUGCCGAGAGACUCUCAACGGCCUCCAGCACUUACAUUCCAAAGGUGUCAUUCAUCGAGACAUCAAAUCCGACAACAUCCUGCUUGCAUUGGAUGGCAACAUCAAGCUGACCGAUUUCGGUUUCUGUGCUCAGAUCAAUGACUCGCACGCCAAGCGGAACACCAUGGUUGGUACCCCGUACUGGAUGGCUCCCGAGGUUGUCACUCGCAAAGAGUAUGGCCGCAAGGUCGACAUCUGGAGUUUAGGUAUCAUGGCCAUUGAGAUGAUCGAGGGCGAGCCGCCAUACCUGACCGAGUCCCCGUUGCGGGCACUCUAUUUGAUUGCCACGAAUGGAACGCCCGUCAUCAAAGAUGAGCACAACUUAUCCGCAGUCUUCCGUGACUUCCUUUACUUCGCCCUGAAGGUCGACCCGGAGAAGCGGGCAUCGGCACAUGACCUAUUGAAGCACCCAUUCAUGAGUUAUUGUGCACCUCUGUCGCAUCUCGCCCCCUUGGUCAAGGCUGCUCGUAUAAGCCGCGCCCAAGAGAAAGCCCAAAAAGGAGGCGCCUAA
Molecule: messenger RNA, 2442 nt
Organism: Penicillium bovifimosum
Lineage: Eukaryota; Fungi; Ascomycota; Eurotiomycetes; Eurotiales; Aspergillaceae
Gene: pakA
Product: mitogen-activated protein kinase kinase kinase kinase STE20
Exons: 4
Coding region: 1-2442 (813 amino acids)
Biological process (GO): regulation of MAPK cascade; intracellular signal transduction; protein phosphorylation
Cellular component (GO): cytoplasm
Molecular function (GO): ATP binding; protein serine/threonine kinase activity
Source: RefSeq, a predicted model, not a curated record